Messenger RNA from Malaclemys terrapin pileata, 474 nucleotides. It is a transcript of the gene C4H11orf91, whose product is annotated as chromosome 4 C11orf91 homolog. The coding region runs from base 1 to 474 and encodes 157 amino acids. The transcript has 2 exons. Lineage: Eukaryota; Metazoa; Chordata; Testudines; Emydidae. The record is from RefSeq and is a predicted model, not a curated record.
AUGAGCCAGCAGCAGCAGCGGGCGCCGCGGCCCCUGUACUUCCCGUCCCUCUACGACCGCGCCGCGCCCAGCGCCGCACCGCUGGCGGACUGCGGCCUCUGGCGGAAGCCCCUGCGGGGGGGCACGGCUGGGCCCCAGCGGCCCCCUCCUGGCCUGGGCCCUUCUCCUGCCGCCGCUGCCCGCAGCUGCCCGCGCCCCUGGCCGGCCGGGCUGGCCCCCAUCCCCUAUGAGCCACUGCGCUUCUUCUGCCCCGUGGCCGACAGCGGUACCGCCCCGCGGGGCCCCGGGCAGCAGCAGCCAGAUGGGGAGAUCUGCGAGCUGGGCAUCCGCCUCAAGGAGCUGGAGCUGCUCGAGUUGACCGGGGACGGCUCCGACCCACAGCAGUAUAAGCUUUUGAAGGCACUAAAAGAUGAAAAAGUUCAAGGCAUAAAGACAAGACAGAAUCUGAAAAAACAGACACCUACAUCAUCAUAA